AUGCAAGCCAUCCUGACUUCCAGCCCUGCCUCCCUGGUGCUGACGAGGAAACACCUCCUUUUCCGUUUCGAGUCCCACGAGAUUCCCAUGCCCUGCUUCGUCUUCUCCCGUCCGGCUCGAAGUCCAGGAGCCACUGCGCCAGCCAAAGCGACAACCCUGAUCCCUUGCAUGGCCUACAUCAACUACGGCGAUGUUUGCAUCGCGCGGAGGAACUCGCUGAAGUACAUCUGUGCGCCGGGGAGAAACCGACACGCAAUGAGCACGCCCACCGCUUCUCUCUAUGCGCUCCGUCUCGCCCAGAUCACCCCAGACGAUACCCAUGAUGAUCCGUAUAUCGCUGCUCUUCUCAUCGCCCUUGCCCAAUCAAAGCGACGGUUCCUGGGGCUUGUGCAGCCACGCCCUUCGCCCGAUUCCUACUGCGUAUACGUGCUUCGAACAGACCCCACGGACGAGUCGUACCUCACUCUCUAUUCGGCCGACAUACCUGCCACCAUGCUCCGAAAGCUUUCAGACUCCAAUAAGCCAUCUCGCAUGCCCUCCAACUUCUCCGUCUUCUCGAAAAAGAUUUCAUUCAAACCAUAUUCGUCCUUUCAAGAGCGUCUACUCCAGUCCAUCAUUCCCCAGACUUCGAAGCGACAAAGAACCCGGGAAGAUGUUGAUUCCCGGGAUAGUAAGCGGCAGCGGACAUGA
Messenger RNA from Colletotrichum gloeosporioides, 690 nucleotides. RefSeq lists its product as uncharacterized. Lineage: Eukaryota; Fungi; Ascomycota; Sordariomycetes; Glomerellales; Glomerellaceae. The record is from RefSeq and is a predicted model, not a curated record. The transcript is spliced from 3 exons. The coding region runs from base 1 to 690 and encodes 229 amino acids.